Messenger RNA from Chroicocephalus ridibundus (black-headed gull), 4852 nucleotides. It is a transcript of the gene SHISAL1, whose product is annotated as shisa like 1. The record is from RefSeq and is a predicted model, not a curated record. The transcript has 5 exons. The coding region runs from base 270 to 875 and encodes 201 amino acids. NCBI's taxonomy places the organism in Eukaryota, Metazoa, Chordata, Aves, Charadriiformes, Laridae.
CAGGCGGGGACAGGAGCGGGACGGGGGAGCCGCAGAGCGAGGAGAUGGGGAAGGAGGUGGCGGUUCCCGAGCACCGGCGCCUCUUCCCCCGGCUCCUGGACUGAAGCACCGCGCUCGGCUCCGGGCCCCGCUGCUACCCCUGGCCCCGCGUCAGUUUUCCUUCGAGAGGUGGGGGCGCUUCGCCGCGCAACUGUUGGGGGAAAAAGCGGCUGUGCCCCGAGAGCGACUUAGCACAAGGUAAUUCUCUAAUGGACCAAUGAAAGCCAACGAUGACAAGUUGUGGUCAACAGUCCUUGAAUGUGCUGAUGGUUCUGCUUUCAUUACUCUUGUCAGCAGCGUUGUCCGCACAUUUUCGGGUCUGCGAGCCAUAUACGGACUACAAAGGUCGCUACCACUUUGGUUUUCACUGCCCCCGUCUUUCUGACAAUAAAUCUUACAUCUUUUGCUGUCACCAUAACAACACAGUAUUUAAAUACUGCUGCAAUGAGACAGAAUUUCAGACUGUUAUGCAGAUGAACUUAACAGGAAACGCAGAUGGAUAUAUGCAUAACAACUACAGUGCACUGCUGGGAGUGUGGAUCUAUGGCUUUUUUGUGGUGAUCUUGCUGGUACUGGACCUUUUAUAUUACUCUUCAAUGAACUAUGACAUUUGCAAAUUUUACCUGGCACGGUGGGGAAUCCAGGGAAAGUGGAUGACACAGGGACAGAGCCGAUGGAUUAACCCUGCUCAGGACCCAAGCCAAGUACAGACACAGCCUCAGCCGGAGACACAGCCUCAAACUCAGCCACAGCCUCAAACAUCACAGACAGUACAUACUUUAAAAGGAGAUGCUUUAAGCCCACCCCUGAUGUCUUUUCAGAGUACAUCUGCCUGAAAAUUAUAUUGAUGUGCCUCAAGAUGGGAGAGGUAAGACCAGACUUCAAGGAGCAGCUUUCAAGAUAAUCAACUAAAUGACAAGAGCUGAAAAAAUCAUGGAUAAGCAGGAGAGAGAAAGGCUACAAGAGGGAGAUUGAGCAAGUCACCUGAAGAGAAACACCAUUCAGACAACUUCUAUAGGCAAACAAUAUAGAAAGAGUCUCCAGAAGAAAGCAGCCUGUAAGCAAUAUUUUAAUUCUAGAUGGAUGAUAUUAUCUCUGAAAGGAAGUAUAAUAUUUGAGGAAAUGCUCAAUAGGAAGAAAAUUAAGUUGCUCUGGCAAAUCCACACAAAGGUGGAAAAAGAUCACAAGACAAACCUUUGGUAGAUAACUUUUCUUUGCCUCCCCAUCCAUCUAUUGCCAUUUGAGCCUAAUCUAAGUGUCAGAAUACUGAAUGUGAGUUUUUCCAAAGUUCUCUGGUGAAUAUUUUGUCACAAUAGGGUAGAUGCUGGCAAUCCCCAUCACUGUUACACAUAUUGUCAUAUUCAUUACAAGGUAAGUGCAGCCCUUUCAUUGAGUCGAACUGCAGGGUAGCGAUUUUUUCAACCUUAAUACACAUUUUAAGAACAUUGGCAAUGAUUCUGCUAAGACAUCAAACAUCUGAGCACAUCUUGGCUUCACACACCCUCCUGAAGAGGGAAGCUUUAUUAAGAAGCAACAUGGACACCCCAUUCCACCCCCAUGAUCCUUGAAGCUGAAAGAGAAACAGAAGAAAAUCAACAAUCUAUAUAUUUCAAAAGCAAUAAUACCAUUGUCCCUCUGCUUUACAAAGCAAUAAUCCAAUUCCCUCAGCCACCAACUGGCUUCAGAGUUUACUGCUCACAAAUCUAAGAAUUCUAUUUGUGUGCCAGAAAGGCAAUGAUGCUACCAAGAGUACUUGGUCACUAGGUUGCAGUAGCCUGACUUAACUUUCCACAGGACAGGUUUAUUUUAAAAUCACACAGUAUCAAUUACAUGAGCAAAUCCUCUGAAAUUCAGUCACUUAAGAUAUAGAUGUGGAGAACCUGGCAAUGGUAACCAAACAGGGGAGUUCAUCUAGGAAUCAUAACGCAAAGUCAUGCUAAUCCCAGAUUAAUCCUUCAUGCCUAGUAUUUUGUCCUGCAAGUCUGAAUAACUUUAAAAUAACCAUAUAUUUUACUGUAUAAUCAACAUGAGGAACACCUUGUCAAUAAAUAACAAGUUUUCCUUUUGUACCUCUUUGAUUUGAGUGCAUUUUAGUCUUCUGUUAAACUCAAAAGGGAUAGACUACUGAGUGAUUUAAUUCACAGCUUCCAGAGUGCAUGAUGGUACGUGACUAAAGCCACGUAGGAAUAAAUAGUGCUGGGGGAGCCAACAAGGCUGGAGACCACAGGAGUGCCCACUCUUCAAAGAAGGCCCAAUCUGAGUAGGGUACCAAUGUGCUCAUGCCCCUUUUCUUUGCAAACCAACUAGUAAAAAAAUGCCGAGUAUCACUGAGUAAGGGCAGGCAACAGCUAAUAUGAAAGAAUUCAAAUGCCACAGGUGGGAGUGCCACCCGGCAGGCAUUAGGCUCCGUCCUAUCCUAGGUAAGCUUAAAGUCCAGCCCAUUCUCGCUCUUCACAGAAGCUCCUGCAUAUGCAACCCUGCGUGCAACUCAGCUUGUAGAGCCGUGACAGAGCUGCCGCAGUGCAACUGGGGUGUUCUACAUUGUGAGAAUCGUAGCACUUCCAGUCAGAGUCAGUACUUUUUAAACCUUGAUUCACACUACACCUAGGAGAUGCUAGUUUUCUAAAAAGAACAUUUCAUCAGGCCAUUGCAGACCCAUUCAAAGCACUUUUGCUGGGAACAAAAAGGACCUUCAGCAAAGACGCACUAUAAGUAGCUUGCAGAUAUUGGCAGACAGUCCGAACUGUUCUCUGCUUGGUGAUGAGCGCUUCAGCAGGGAAAGGGUCAGUGCUCCUGACAGUGGGAGAGCUAACCUUAUGAGAUGUAAGGGCGUGCUAUUAGUGCCAGCUUGCAAGAAAAGCAAAGGAAACCAAGGAGCUGGAAGCAAUGCCAUCCACGCCUCUGCCAGCAUCACGUCUACUCCGCAUUCCCGCAUCGGCUCCAAGAUCCAUAAUCCCUGCAGACACCCAACAAAGUACCUAUCUACAGUAAUCGGUCUUACCUUGGCGCUUUGCAGUAACUGUUUGCUCCUUUUACCUUCUACCAGCACCUACUUUCAUUGUGAGGUGAUGGCCGCCACAGAGAGCUUUGUAAAAAGCUUAUGUUCAUGAAGGAAUUUGUAUUAGAUACUGGUUUGUGUGACUUACUGUAUUUUGUAAGGGUUUUUUUCCCUUUGGGAAUUGUGCGUUAUUAAUGAGCAGUUUUAUGCUUUACUUCUAGUACAUGUAUACCUUGUAAUUGAUGUGCUUUUUGUUCAUUUGUUUGUUUUCUUUCAUUCUCUAUACAGAGCCAGUUAAUAUAAGGUAGAUACUCUCUGGCUGAAAUUCUGAUUUUGCCUACCGAUUAAUUUAUGGAUAAAUCCAUGUCUUUCUUAGCUGAUGAACAAUUGUUCAUCAAUUGUGUUGUUAUAAUCAUGUGAGCGCCUCUCUAGUUUAGCAGAAUAUAAGAUCCUGAGUAAGACUAAUGCUCGUUGGGCCUUAAACUAAAAGGAAACAGCGCACCACAGGUGUUUCCCUACCACCAUUGCUAUCAGCCCUUCUCCCUUAGUGUUUGGGACAUUGUAGAAGAGCAUUGGCUAGACAAACAGUCACCCGAACAUUUCAACCACCUAGGUAGCUGUGCUCUGGUAUUCCUCUGCAUUUACCUGAUCAAAAUUAUGGUGAACCAGAUAAACUGCAAUGAAUUCUUCAGUUAUUUCUGCAGAAAGAGACUGGUUCAAAUACAGUAUCGCUCUAAAAGAAAAGACCUGGACUAAAAGAAAUAUAUUUUCCUCUAUGUCCAUCCUGACAUAGUUGGAAAAAAUAAAGGAUAUAAAAUUAACGUUUACAGAAGUGUAUCAUUCCUUUGUAUGCCCUGUCUAACAAUGGCAGCUGUCUGUCUCGGAGGCUAUUAAUGACCUUCAUGCUCCAGAAGCCUCCUUCCUUGUCCAGUUCAUUUUCUAUCUUCAGUUUUACUGAAAACUGAGUGUCCAACUUCUCAAUAAUUGCUGUGUAUAACAUAGGACAUAAAAAGAUAAGUUAUAAAGCUUGUGCAGGACUUGGUGUUGUAAUUAACCAUCUUUUGUGCCUGGUUAUUGAUCUUACAAAUACACAGAGUGAAAAUAAUCUGGCCUUUUAAUGUAUACUUCAGCAUAUUGUAGCAGCUAUUUUAGAUAACUGGUUUUAAUAGUUUUAUUAUGGCUGUAAUUUGUAUAUGAGGACUGUCCACUUGAAGAAGCUAUGAAGUAACAUGUCAAAGUGAUUUUUAAAGUCAGUUCUAUUUAGCCACCAGUGGUGGUGUAUGAAAAGUAAAGCAACAAAAACAAAACCUCACUCACUCGCCAGGAAGAAACAUCUUUUCUCAGCCUUGAAAAUUCUCUUGUAUAAGACAGGCAUUUCUUCUAGUCCUCCUUUUACAUAAAUAGUAAAUCACUAAGAAGAUAAUAUAUACAGUACAAUAGUCUAUUUUAAUAGUCUGCAGUCAAAUUUUAGGCUAAUUAAGCUAACUAGAAAUUCUAGGGUUACAGUGAUUUCUCACUCUUUAUUAAUACAUUGAAAAUAAUACUGUUUACAUAACACUCAAUGUUUGAAAUCAGUACGUGCCAGUGUCCAGUGAUUUGCUAAUCUAGUUUUUGAUCUAAUUCUGUCCUAUUUUUUGCAGCAUUCUCUAACUUCAUAUUAUGAAUCAUGUUGUCUUUCUAAAGUGAUUGCCAAGUAAACCAAAAAUGUGUUUUACACUGCUAUUGCACUGCUCUUGUCUUUAUAUACAGUAGUUUUUAUAAAGACGUCCUUAGGUUUUAAUAAAUGAGUGUAACGUAAACUAAUCCCUGUAAUAA